Messenger RNA from Spodoptera littoralis (African cotton leafworm), 903 nucleotides. The record is from the annotation of a GenBank genome assembly. NCBI's taxonomy places the organism in Eukaryota, Metazoa, Arthropoda, Insecta, Lepidoptera, Noctuidae.
AUGGUGUCCUGGGUAGCUGCCGUGUUGGUUUUCAGUGCAGCGGUGGUUUCGGCUUACCCUGCCAACGACCCCGUCAUAGGAAAAUGGUCUGAAGGUCUUCGCUAUGACUACUUGGAAGACGACGCCGGCAAAGUCCACCUUGUGGAUAACUGGAUGAAAGUCAGCGACUUCGACAGGCUGGCCAGAUACAACCCCGAUGCUUCUAACAGAUACCAUCUUUUCACCAGGGCUAACCCCUCAAUCAGUCAGCCUAUCGUCCUGAACAAUGCUGCCACUGUCCACAACUCCAAUUUCAACGCUCGUCGCCGCACCAUCGUGAUGAUGCAUGGUUUCGCUGGUUCCAUCACUUCUGGGUUCAACACUGUGCUUCUGCCAGGUCAAGCCGCCGGUAGAUUCAUCAACUGGCUGAACUCCAUCACUGGGGCCACCGCCAACAACUACCACGUGAUCGGCUACAGUGUGGGCGGCCAUGGAGCUGGUAUCAUCGCUAGAACCAUCAACGGCAAUGUCGGUUACGUCACUGGUUUGGACCCCGCCGACCGUUGGGACACCGCCUGGCUGUUCAGGCCCAAUGACGGACUUUACACUGAAGUUAUGCACACCAAUGGAGGAGACAGUGGCUGGCUGAACCCUCUUGCUCAGGUCGACUUCUACCCUAACGGAGGUCGCCAGAUGCCUGGAUGUAUGACUUCUCUAUGCCAUCAUUACAGGUCCUACUAUUACAUGGCCGAGUCUCUCCGUACUGGAGGCUUCACUGGAAGACGGUGUGACAACCUGAAUGCUGCCCUCGUCGGCAACUGCUCUGGAUCUACUCUGAGGAUGGGUGGAAUCCGACCAAAGAACGGAAACACCGGUAUCUACCAUCUAACUACCAACGCUUUGCACCCGUACUCUCGAGGAUAA